Purpureocillium lilacinum is the source of this 537-nucleotide messenger RNA. The record is from RefSeq and is a predicted model, not a curated record. Lineage: Eukaryota; Fungi; Ascomycota; Sordariomycetes; Hypocreales; Ophiocordycipitaceae.
AUGGGCCCUCAGAUUAGCUCUCUCGUGUUCUCACUGACAACUCGCGCGCGUGUCAGCACGCUGCUGUCUGCAAAUUUGGCUUUUUGGACGCUUGGUCAUCACAGGGCAUCGAUGCUGCUUCAUUCUUUCAUGUGCCCACCCCCAGCCCAGCCCGACCCAACUCAAAGGGCUGCCCGUCUCUCAAGCCCUCCCCACUUCAACUCGCCCCGACAUCACCCUGCGCCAUCGCCCUUCUGUGUGUGUGUCUUCGUCUGUGUGUGCUCGCGUCCCAAGCUGCGGGCGGUCUGUCUGUGUGUUGUGGUGUGUGUGCAAAGGGGGAAGACGACUCAGCCUGCUCUGAUUGAAAACUAUAUCGGUGAUAAACCAUCAUGUGAUUCCCCCUGCUCCUCGCCGAGAGGCGGAGGGAGGGAAGGGGGACAGAGUCUGGAUGGUGUGAAGGGUAUCAUCACGGCGGCUACAGUGAGUGUCGCCCACUUGCGCGACAGGCCAGCUCGGUUCAUGCUGAACAGAACCAAAGCAAUUACGCAGAAUGGAUGA